This is a messenger RNA of Pelobates cultripes (western spadefoot toad), 15060 nucleotides long. The record is from the annotation of a GenBank genome assembly. Lineage: Eukaryota; Metazoa; Chordata; Amphibia; Anura; Pelobatidae.
CAGUGACGUCAUCGCGCACGUCGUGCCUGUGACAGAGCGGAGGAGCGCUAGUGAAGAUGGCGGAACGCGGUUACAGUUUCUCUCUGACCACAUUUAGGUAUGUGCGGUGCCUUGGCACACUCUGCUAGCCCGGCAUUCUCGUCCUCUGUGUGCCGGGACUCUCCGCUGUGCACGCCGUGCGUCUGAGCCGGGCCUGACACCGCCUGGAAGGCCGGCCACGGCGCUGCUUCCCCUACAGGGAACUUUGCAGAGUCACCGCACAGUGUGGGCUGUGAAUGCCGGGCCUGCCGUAACGGGGGCUGUGAAUGCCGGGCCUGCCGUAACGGGGGCUGUGAGUGCCGGGCCUGCCGUAACGGGGGCUGUGAAUGCCGGGCCUGCCGUAACGGGGGCUGUGAAUGCCGGGCCUGCCGUAACGGGGGCUGUGAGUGCCGGGCCUGCCGUAACGGGGGCUGUGAAUGCCGGGCCUGCCGUAACGGGGGCUGUGAAUGCCGGGCCUGCCGUAACGGGGGCUGUGAAUGCCGGGCCUGCCGUAACGGGGGCUGUGAAUGCCGGGCCUGCCGUAACGGGGGCUGUGAAUGCCGGGCCUGCCGUAACGGGGGCUGUGAGUGCCGGGCCUGCCGUAACGGGGGCUGUGAAUGCCGGGCCUGCCGUAACGGGGGCUGUGAAUGCCGGGCCUGCCGUAACGGGGGCUGUGAGUGCCGGGCCUGCCGUAACGGGGGCUGUGAAUGCCGGGCCUGCCGUAACGGGGGCUGUGAAUGCCGGGCCUGCCGUAACGGGGGCUGUGAGUGCCGGGCCUGCCGUAACGGGGGCUGUGAGCGGGAUGGGAGCCUUGCUCAGUGUCAGCCAUCACACCGCCCGACCAUGGCUCCGUGUUAUCCCAGUAUUCAUGGAGUCUCUCUCACACUGGGUGAUCCAUGCUGUGUGUACAAAGCCCUCUAUACCCUGCUGGUGUCCCCCGGGUACUCCACCAUUCAUUCAGGGUCUAGCUUCACAAUGGUCGGGGUGCCACAGCUUUACUACUAUUAUUUAUAAAGCGCCAACAAACUCCGUAGCGCUGUACAAUAGAGGCACCGACAGAGAUGUAUUUGCAACACGUGAAGGUGGACGAACAGGAGCAGAGGGUGUUGAGGGAUCUGCUCAAACCAGCUUGCAUUACUACCUCUAUGAUGGCCUAUAUUGAUGGCUUUUAAAAAUGUAAUGCUUUUUCUUCAUUGUUGGGUUGAUGCUGGCACACCAUACAUCAUCAUAAGGGGGUUGUUUAGUUGUAUGUAUUUGUUAUAAUGAAAUGCUAGUAAACGGCACAGCUCUGUUCAUUAAUAUUUUUUAAUAUGGUAUUUAAAAAAAAAAAUAUAUAUAUAUCCGCUCGUAAGUUGUCCUCUAUUUGAAGUGUACUAAUAGAUUUCACUGCUGCCCAUUUUCUGUCCAUUUUACUAUUCCUUUUAUUGGUUUAUGGAAUGCAGAUUCCACCUUGUCUGGAGUGAAGUCAAUGUCCAUGAACCAGAACCUGGUGCUUAAAAUGGUACUUUAGGUACCAUAACCACUACUGCUGGCUGUGGUGCUUAUGGUGCCAUGGUAAGAAGUUAAACUGUUUCUGAACUGUUUGACAUUUACCUUGCGUUCUAAAGUCCCAUAUUACUUUAGUAAUAUCCAUUAUGCAUAACUUUGAACAUAGUUCUUUACCAUGCUGCUUUGUCCUACUACCUCAAACAUUGAAGCAGGAACUUACCUGCCCACUGUUCUGGUUGUGGUGGUGCGAGUGCUCUUGCAACCUUCCAGAGAAAUUUUGUGAAACUGUUUUGGAACAGUUUGACAACUUGCUUGUAUUCAACCAGGUGCUGGUAGGCACAGCCUUGCUUCUGGAUUCUCUUAAAGGAUAAUCCAGUUUUAAAUCCCAGAUUUACAGAUGAAUCCUUGAUAAUUUAUUGGUGCCAGUAACUUAACCCAUUAAGGACACAUGACUUGUGUGACAUGUCAUGAUUCCCUUUAAUUCCAGAAGUUUGGUCCUUAAGGAGUUAAUAAGGAUUUGUAGGGGUUCAAAAUAUUUAGAAAAUAUAUCCAUUGACACAGUUUUUAGGUAUUGGUCUCCCAGGCUCCUGUGUACAUUCUAGUCUUGAAAGUAUGAUGUUGCACUUUUGAAGUUAAACAUCUAUUCUUCACAUUAAAUCGCAUAGGUUUAAAGCACUUCAUGUUAAUUUAUAUUUAAACAUUAAAAUAACAUAGGUAAAAAAAAAAUUGUGUAAUUUUAACAUUUGAAGAUAAAGGAUUGCAUGAUAAAACUAGAUUUAAAAAAAUAUCUUCAGGCCUACAUCGUUACUCUGAAAAGUUUGUUUCACUUUCACUUUUGAUUCUUUUGUCUGUUCCACUUUCUUAUUGCAGGUCUUGACAAAUGGUCAUAGUAGCCAUUUGCCCUUAUUUGGACUUUUUAAAAACUCUUUAAAACUUUAAAUGAAAGUACAAAAUAAUUAUCUUUGCAUUAUGCAAGUAUAAUUCAUAUCAAAUUAUUUUCUUAUGUCAGUUAUUUGUUGGCUCAAACGUGUAUGACAACAAUUGAGUAAUGGAUGAGCAGUAGAACCAUCUUACAUGCGGAUCUUGUCCUUUCUUUAAAAUAGCUUUAGCUAUAAUGAAUAGCUUGCUCAUUGUGCCAGAACCUAAUAAAGAAGACUAGGUAGUUAAACGGACACUAUAGUCACCAGAACAAUUACAGCUUAUUUCAUUUGUUCUGGUGAGUAUAAUUAUUCCCUUCAGGCUUUUUCCAGUAAACACUGUUUUCAGAGAAAAUGCAGUGUUUACAUUACAGCCUAGGGGUACCUCCACUGGCCACUCAGUUGGCUGCUAGAGGUGCUUCCUAGGCCAGUGCUUCAAUGAAAUUAAGUUAUGGUGCCUGGAGUGAUCCUAAAGGAACACUAUAGUGUUAGUAAUACAAUUUUGUAUUUGAAAUAACCCGUUCAAACACUCACCUAAUUCUAGAGCCGAGGUCCCACGAUUGACUCUGUCUACACCUCCUCCAACAACAUUGCAAGGGGGGACCUAAUGUGCAUGUUCAGCGAGCGUCAUGCGCACAUUCGUUUUUCUCGUUUCAUGAAAUUAAACUUUGUGAAACAGCAGAGAGCUCCUCUAGUGGCUGUCUGCUAGACAGCCACUAGAGGCAAUAUUAACACUGCAAUGAAAACAUUGCAGUUUCUAUAAAAUUGCAAUGUUUUCAUCUGCAUAGUUGAAAGGAUACCAUAGUGCUAGGAAUACAAAGCUGUAUUAAGGGGUACGUGGAGGGGACAUCCUGCUUUCUGAAGGUUGGUAGGUAGUGAUGUCCCGAACGGUUCGCCGCAGACUCAUCAUUGAGUAAACUUUGACCCUGUACCUCACAGUCAGCAGACACAUUCCAGCCAAUCAGCAGCAGACCCUCCCACCUCCUGGACAGCUCACUAAGAAUGCAGCUUCAAAAUGAAUGUAAAAUGGAUGCUGUCCAGGAGGAGGGAGGGUCUGCUGCUGAUUGGCUGGAAUGUGUCUGCUGACUGUGAGGUACAGGGUCAAAGUUUACUCAAUGAUGAGUCCGCAGCGAACCGUUUGGGACAUCACUAUUGGUAGGUAGAUCAAAAACUUCCCCUGCUCGGUCCAGCACUCUCUCAGUAUAGCAAGGGAGCAUAUGGUGUGUAACGCAGGCAAGGACAGAUCAUUGUUAGCUCCCUUGUGGUCCACUGUUUUUCAGUGAAUCAUAACACUGCGGCUGAGCAACCCUCAGCCAUUCACAGAACCCCAGACUGGAAACAGUGCAAGAAUUCUGCACCUACAAGAGGUGCAGACCACAAUCCCUGCCCAAUGGACCACCAUGGAUUAUAAUAGUGAGGGUUAAAUGAAAAGAAACUGGGUCACAAGUUAAAGGUUCACUAUAGGAACCUAGACCACUUCAUCUCAUUGAAGUGGUCUGGGUGCAGUGUCCCUGUCCCACUUAGUCCUGCAAUGUAAAUCAGUGCAGUUUUUUGAGAAACUGCAAUGCUUACAUUGUAGGACUAAGAUUGUCUCUAGUGACUGUCAAUGAGACAGCUACUAGAAGCACUUCCUGCUUGCUAGGCGACCGAUGCUGCAUGAGGACAUCCAGCGUUGGAAUGGGGCAGGGGAAACUAGUGUAAGGAAUAUUACUUAUAGAAUCCCUUUAAGCAUGAACUUACCUGCAGCUUUUAUCCCACACGGAGAGGCAGAGUGGGUAAUGUUAGCAUGAAAAUUAUAGAAGGAAAGGGGCAGAAAGUUGAAAACAAACGUACAGUGUAAAUUGGAUAGCAAGUCAUGGGGGGAAAAGACGUUUUGAGAUCUAAGGAAGAGAGAUUGUCAGAGCAAGUAAGGUGAAAGAAUGGAAAGAGUCUGAAGGUAGAUGUGGGAUACAUGAGGGAGUAGCAGACUCUAUUUUUACUGAGGGCUGUAAAGUCUUAUUACCCUGGAUAGAAGUAUUUUUUUUUCCCCCAUGCCUUAAACGGUACUUCUGCUGAAAAGUCGUGAAACACUAAAUUAAGUUGGCAGAAGGAAAACCCUCCUACAACCAGUUCUCUUGCUCUCCAGCACAAAUAUUCUCCCAACAAAUGCAUGUUGUACUUGCUGGAGGAAUAUGUCAACAUCUGUCACUAUGUUGUGAUGCAGAUGCACUUUGAAGAUGGCCCUGGGUGAGUGUUACCAAGUAAGGCAAUCACAUUAAGUGCGGGAUAGCAUAGCAGGGUUGAAUGUGGCAAGACUUAUGGAUGUCAGAACAAUAAAGACGGGAUAAAUACGAUUUAAAAUAAACUGAAUAUAUAUAUAUUUUUUUUUCUUGUAUGUGAUGUAUAAAUUGGUUUAUGUGUUAUACAAUGAUGCAAACUCAACAUGACCGGCUCACUUUAAAGGAAUACUCUGUUGUAAAUAUAUAUAGUUAUUUAUAGUUAAAGGGACACUACAGCCACCAGAACCACUACAGCUUAAUGUAGGGUUUCUGGUGUCUAUAGCAUGUUAUUGCAGGCUUUUUAAUGUCAAUGCUGCCUUUUUAGAACUACCUUUAGUGGCAGUCGCUCAGACGGCUGCUAAAGGUACUUCCUAGUUCAGUGAUGCAACAGAUUUGUUCAGCAUCUGCACGCUAUGCAUGGAGACGCUGAAUGUUCCCUAGAGAGAUGCAUUGAUUUAAUGCAUCUCUAUGAGGAGAUGCUGAUUGGCGCAGCGUUUUCCUGCGCAUGCCAAUUACUUUUCUGUUGUCAACCAUCGAGGUGAGACCGGGGAGAGAGAAAAGGUACGUUUAAUCACCUUAAAACUUCACAGAGGUAUCUGGGGACCGAAACAACUAUUCCAAAACUAUAGUGUACAUGUCUGUAUUCCUAACACAAUAGUGUUCCUUUAAUAUUCCUCUUCUUUAGAUUGUUGGGCCCACCUGUAGUUAAAACCCUUUUUAAUUAAUUGCCAUUGUUGUCUUGGUGUAGCAGCUGCUCCACUUCUGAGAUCAUGCGGAUGAUGGUGGGCAAGUCCAAUGCUCCUCAUACAGAAGCAAUGGGGCCUAUGGCUGAUCUGGGGCAAAUUAUGUGCUCAGCCAUUUGGCUGCCUGCUAUAUAGAAGCAUUCAAAGUGUUUGGCAAUGCUGAAUGUGAAGGCUUAUUGAAAGUCUUCACAAAGAAGCACAUCCAGUAGCUGUCUGUCUGAGAGCUAUUAAUAGAACUCUGAGUGAUAUAGAUCAAUGUGCUGGGAUAAUACGAUGCAGUGGAUAUGGUGUCCCUUUAACAGAAAUAUUAAUAAUGCAUACCUUAUUUUUAUAUACUUUGCGCAUAUUUUGAGGAUUAUAUACAUAGGCCUUGAUUACGCCUCUAGCAAGUGGUUCCCACACUUUCUAGAAGAAUCACUCUCCCUUUAUGAUACCGAUGCACUGGCAAUGCAGUCAACUUUUCUAAACCAUGGGAUGGAGUGCCCUGGUUGCGGAGGUGUUCCCAGGCAGAGUUCAUAAAGUAAGUGUGUUGGAAAGAGCAGGGUCACUCUUUUAUGGAGGCACUAACACAAUAGAGAGGAGUUAAGUAUGAACGACAUUUACUGGUUUUAGAGCUGUCAUGAUGGGUUCAUUUUAAAAUGCUGUUCUUUAUGAGUUAUUUAAAAAAAAAAAAAUAUAUAUAUAUAUAUAGUGACUACAUAUAGCCUUUACAGUAUGAUAGACCUACACAUGUAUUUGUUAUAAUUGUAAGAACAGUGAGCAAUGUGUGAUACUGCAAAAGGUGCAUGUCCUGCAUUUGUAUAGAAUAUUUAUUUUAACAUGCAAGAAAGAAAAUGAUAAAGGCACUGUUUCAUAGCUGAGCAAAACAUCCCUUAGUUAUUAAAAUAUGUAGGAAACUAGUUUUAAAAACUAGUAAUUUAGUUUGUAUAUGUGAAUCCUAAUAUUAGGACUGAUUCUGUUUUAUUGGAAACUUGGGUGCUUACUUUUCUUUAACCAAGCAUUUGCAUUUGAGCGGUUCCAAGAUUAUAUCAGUGUAGAAUGUCCAAGAAAGCACAGUAAUCCAAAACAUUCAAAACAGAUCUUGUUUCUAGGCAAAUUUAUAUUUCUAGGAUUUCUAAACUUACAAGAGUAAAGAUAUUGUGUAAACCCCUCAUAACUAGGUAAACAUGCAACUUUUGCAGUUUGAAUAACCUUCUCUUUAAUUUUGUAUUUCCUAUUCCUCCCUAGUCCGUCAGGCAAACUUGUUCAGAUUGAGUAUGCUUUGGCUGCUGUCGCUGCUGGUGCUCCUUCAGUUGGAAUAAAAGGUAUCUAUCCAUACAGCUUCAGUGACUGUUGUUACAAACAUCGACUGUCUAGUUAAUAAAUCAUUUUUAGUUUAGUAUUUGUUUUACAUGAAAUAGAGCUUGUACAAUAGAUGAAUAACAAGCCAUAUUUUUGUCCUUCUUGUUAAACUCCCUGAUAUAAUGUGAAUUUUGCAUUUCAGCGUCAAACGGUGUGGUUUUGGCAACUGAAAAGAAACAGAAAUCAAUCUUGUAUGAUGAGCAAAGUGUACAUAAAGUGGAACCAAUAACCAAACACAUAGGCAUGGUCUACAGUGGCAUGGGACCGGACUACAGGUGAUUUUCAUGCAUGAUGGAUUUCUUUGCUAUUGAAGUGUUUUUUUGUUUGUUUGUUGUUUAAUUCUUUAUUUUUGUUGUGCAGGUUGUUAUAUUGCAAUAUCAGACGCCACAACAGCAUUCACGUUAUAUACAUUUUAGACAGUGGCUCGAUUAUCCGCACAUUAUUUUAUGGUACAUGAAUUUCAACAUACAGAGGUGUAGUGUAGCUUGGAAGUGUUCAUAGUAAAAUGUGGUGUUUCCCUAAAGUGAGGUGUGACUUGCAAGGAGUUUAAGAGAGUCGUGCGAGUCUCAUUGAGCACUAAAUAAUAGUGAUUUUGUUUGUAUGCUAGGUGUAUAUCCUGCGCUAUAGUUGCUUGUGGUGAAAUUUGGGAUGCGUGUGGUCUCUUAGUGGGUCUGGGAAGGCACACUUGGAAACUGUAUAACAGAGUGUCUGUAGCGUGUGUCUGUAUGCUCUGUGAGCAAAUCCUCUGUGUGGGUGCUGUUGUGCUGUGCUGGACAGAGGUUGCCAGUAGUUCUUGCUUUGUGGUCUUUGUGUAUUCGGGUAGUGUGCCGUUUAUAAAUUGCAGGCAUAUCAGGCUGCUGGGUGAGUAGGUGUGUCAAUGCAAGGUUCCUCUCAUGUGGGGCCCCCGGUUGCCCCAGAGGGGUGUAGUGUGUGUGGAAGCAAUGUUGCAUACCUACGGAGAAAACAAUAUAUACAGUGUAAACAAAACAAAAAAAAAGACCCAUUGUGGUCAGGUGUCCUCUCUGACUUGGUCGUAUUGCGGCAUUUAGUGUCUCUAUUAAGAGGAAUGGGGACAGCGGGUGUUAGUGUGCCCCAGACUGGCAAACUCAGGUGGGCGGUAUGCUCUUUUCUAGCCCAUUUAACCCCUGGGCCAGAGAAAAGGGGGGUAGGGGGAACAAUGGCGAAUACCUUCUUCCAGUCUAAGGGAGGUUAAUGAGCGUUAUAUGCUCUACGUGUGAGUGGGGAUGCGGGUUUAAGUGCCAGAUUGCAUGAGUCCCGAACUGGGCCUGUGAUAGGCUGUCUCUUAUAAAGUCAGGUCUUGGCUCUGUCCUGUGAGCCCUGGGUGACCUGUCUGGGCACAAAUUCCGCCGAAGUUUCCCGGGUUCCAUCCGUGGGUUGGUCGCUGUGCUGCCUCCGGUGCAUCGAUGUUGAGGAGGUGUUGGGGAAUGCCCAGUUGCUGCAGGUUUGUUGCGGCUUCCCGGAGGUCUCGGAUGAUGUGGGUUGUAGUCCCGUGGGCAAUUGACAGGGCACGUGAAGGGCGCCAUCUGUAGCUGAGGUUAUGUUUUUGUAGGAGGGUGGUAAGCAGCCGCAUCUCCCGACGCCAUGCCAAGGUACUACUGCUCAGAUCUGCAUAAAAAGUCAGGGAAAUGUCUUCAAAGGAGUAAGGUGAGUUGCCGCGCAGUGCAUUUAGGAGGGCUGCUUUGUCUCUUCCUCUAACGAAUUGUAUGAUCAAGUCCCUUGUGGCCGAGGUUGGUGCCUGGGCGGGUUUGGGCACUUUGAAUAUGCCCUCCGUCUCUACCGUUUUGGGCGUGAGCAGGGCCGAUAGUCUCCUCACCACAUGCGGGAGCUCCGCUUCAGGUACGUUGUCAGGGAUCCCCCUGACCUUUAUGUUGUUCCGACGGCGGGAGUCUUCAAGGGCAGCAAAGCGGCCUUCAUUGGAGCCGUUUAGUUUUCGCUGGACUUCUUGCUGGAGGGUGGUGAUCUGCUUUUUGGAUGAGAGUGAGGUGGUUUCCAGGGCUCCUAUCCUGCCAGUCAGGCCUUUCAAGUCCUGGUGGAUCAUGGCCAUGUCUGCCUGGAGGUUCUUUUGUAAGUCCGCCAGUAGCUCUUUCAGGAGUGCGGCCGUCACCGGAGCUGAGUCUGGCAUUGUCGUCGGGAUCAGCGGCGGGGGGAGCGCCGGAGCUGGCAUGUAUCCCUUAUCGAUUCCACAGGAAAAGUCGUUUGAGAGGUCCGAGCAAUCCCCAGUAAUGGUCGCCAUCCCAGGCCCUUGAGCGCCAUGAGCCUGCUGCCACAUCUCUCCUAUGUUUAUGCUCAUUCGGGGCUCUUCUUGCCUCGCUUUUUUUCAUUUUUUUUUCCCCCAUCUGGGUUUAGGGCUCCAGGGAGAGUUGUCGGGCCCUGUUGGUCCGGUCUGGGUAUCGGAAAAUAGGGUAUUUAUCAGCUUUGCGGUCCGGAGCUCCAGACACAUGCGACUGUUCGCUUUGGCAGUCAGUCUCCACCCCCCGCUAUUGAAGUUUUUAAUGCACUCUGCUGACAGCUGACAAGUGGGAGAAUAGCUUCAAUGUUAUGUUAUGUGAUGUAAACAUUCAUGUAUAAUUGCUUAGUAUUAUAUGCUUGUACCUUGGCUCCAUGUCCACUUUCAAAAGGAAGUAUUUAAAGAAAUCAAGUGGCGCUGCCUUAGUUUUGUUUAUGUAUUUUUUCUUAUCAUGUGCCUGUUGUAUAUUAAAGGGACAUUGUAGGCACCAGAACCACUAUCUCUUAUUGUAGUGGUUCUGGGGCAGAGAGAGUCAAUUAAUCUCAAUGAGGAGACUGACGACUGCCGCGUAAUUGCUUUGCCCCCUCAGUGCUUCAGUAUUGAUUAUCUCAGUCAGUGGAGGAGGAGCAGUGCGAGUAGAUUGGUGUGCCUUUGUGAAAUAAAGUGAAUUAAAAAAAAAAAAAAUAUAUAUAUAUAUAUAUAUUUAUAUUUAUAUAUAUUUAUAUUUAUAUUUAUUUAUAUUUAUUUUCUUGUCGGGGCCUGAAUCUAAGAAGACAGUAGAACAUUAGCAUUAGGUAUACAUGUUUAUAUUACAAUACUAAUGCUAGAGUGGUCCUUUAAAGGGGAUCUGUCACUUUCCAGGCUUUUUAAUAUUAUUUUAUUUUUUUCAAUCCUAAAUUUAAAGGGUUACCCUCAAGCACUACAGCAACAUUCGUGAUUUGAAGUUGUCAUGGUUGCUGGAGUCUGUAUGUGCAGCAUUUCACUAUGAAACAGGGCCCAUAUGAGGUUUAACCCCUUUGCUGCCAGAGUUGUAACUCCACUUAAAGCAGUCUCAUUUGGGCAUCAUCAAUCUGCCCUGAACAAGUGUUCCUGGCUGGGUAAUGUUGAUUCUGUACAUACAUUUCUGAACGCACAGUUGAUACUCAACCAAUGAAUGGCCUAUCAUUAUAUAUACAUACACACACACACACACUGUAAAUAAAUAUUCAAUUAAUGUAAUUUUAUUGGGAUCUAAUUUUAUUUAGAAAUUUACCAGUAGCUGCUGCAAUAAGUCAAUAAGUUUUCCCAGUUUUUUGUGGUAAAAUUAGGGGCCUCGACUUAUAUUCGGGUCGUAUUAUAAUCGAGUAUAUAUACGGUACCUCUUUAUCUUGUAACUUGGUGCGUCCUUCCAUGUUAUUCUAUGUUAUAAGCUUGAUGCUUUGCAUCGGAAAGUCAGCAUAGAGAAGAGCAGAAAUUAAACAUUUAAAUUAAAAUUAGAUGUUUUCUUCUUCUACAUUUUGCAAUGUUUUCACUCUUUCACUUGUCUGAACUGGUUUGUGAGCAUCUCAUGAAAAAGGUUAAUUUAUGUUUUCGGUAAAAUAGUGUAAAUUAGAAAAUAAAUGAGACUCCCUAUAAUUAUUAUAACCCCACCCCCCUCCCCAUUGCCACAUGCCUUUAUUUAUAUUUAUCUUUUUAUCACUUGUACCAUAUCUGAGUGUCUCCAUUGUUCUUAACCAGGAUGUCUUCAGUUUUAACUUCUAUGAAAUUCUUGGUUUAAUCCAGCUAUUAUUUUAGGGCACGUGAUUUUACUCAUGAAAACAUUGAAUGAAGUUACUGGUGCAAGUUAAUAGUGUUAUGUCAGCUGCUCUUAACGUGUUACUCCAAGCAUCAUACUCCGUACAAUGGUUAUGAUGCUGGGUGUACCUUCGUGCUGUUCCUCAGUAAUAGGUAAACUGUUUUGCAAUGGUCUGCCUCUUACCUGAGUCACACUGUGCAAUGAGCCUCCUGACAUGCUGGUUGACUUCCAUGCGGCUUCUGCACAGCUGUAAAAGCUGGAAGGUGAUCCCAGCAGUCAUUAUUUGCUGAAAGAAUUGACACUGGCCAGAACAGAAAUCUGUGGAGUUACACCACUGGCGACAACAUAGGAUAUCUCAGUGUUUUAUACUGAAAGGCUGCGUAUACAAGGUCCUUACUCCAAGAUCUUUUUAAAACAAUGAAGUGGUCAUGGUGCUUAGAAUAACCCUUUAACUGGAUUUUGUGAAUGAAGAUUUUGGCUGUUCAGUUUACCGAGUGCUGUAUUGUGUUUAGUAAAAAGACUGAUUGCUAAACUGCAUAUCUCCAUGAAUAGGUUUAAACUACUUUGAGUGCUGCAAAUCCCAAGUGUCUUUUCUUUUUGUAGCAAAAGAACGGCGGUAAGACAGCUGCGUGGUACAGUUGUGCAGGCAAGCCACUAUAGGUGGGAAAACACUCCCUGUAUCCUUAAACAGUGCACAGAAACAAAACUGUAUAAUAACAAAGUAUUAAUACAGAAAAUAGGGGGCCACUUAUCACAAGCUUAGUGGUUGGUAUAUUUACCCCCUUUUUGGUCGGUACAAAACCCUCACAUAAAGAGAGAGAGAGAAACAAUCAUAGUGCAAACUUUAAUUCAAACCGUAAUAAAAACUAAAAUAAAAUAUAGCACUCACAAACAAUAUGGCACAUUUGAAAAUUAUCAAUAUAUAUAUAUAUAUAAAAGCUGUAGCCUCCAAAUGGGCUUAAUCCCUGGGUGUACCAGUCUGUUGUAGUUGCUCAGAUUCCACAAGUUGGUAGAACCGAUAGUUACACCAUCAGAUACCGGAAAACACCUUCCAGGGUCGGGGUCUGCUCAACGCGUUUCGUCUCUUCUAAGUUUUCAGACUUUGUCAGGAGCUCAGUUCUAUCUGCCAACUUGUGGAAUCUGAAAAACUACUACAGACUGGUACACCCAGGGAUUACGCCCAUUUGAAGGCUACAUCUUUUAUGCACAUAUUGAUAAUUUUCAAAUGUGCCAUAUUGUUUGAGUGCUAUAUUUUUUUUUACUUUUUAUUACUGUUUGAAUUAAAGUUUGCACUAUGAUUUCUCUCUCUCUCUCUCUUUUUAUGUGAGGGUUUCAUACCGAACAAAAAGAGGGUAAAUAUACCAACCACUAAGCUUAUGAUAAGUGGCGCCCUAUUUUCUGUAUUAAUACUUUGUUAUUAUGCAGUUUUGUUUCUGUGCAUUGUCUUUUCUUUUUGCAGCCUUUCUGUUGAAACGAUAAAAAAAUCAGUGCUGACAACACCAGCUUGGACAUUUUAGCCAAUGUAAAAGUAGUAGUAUACAUAUUUGAGUAUGUUGUAAAUUUUGAAUUUUUUCAUGGUGAUUUAAAACAAGCGUAACUUAUUUUUAUUUAUUUUUUAACCCUGAUUGAUUCCUUUUUUUUUUUUUUCUUCCUGCUACAGAGUUCUUGUUCGAAGAGCCCGGAAACUAGCCCAGCAAUAUUACCUUGUGUACCAAGAGCCCAUUCCAACAGCACAAUUAGUACAGCGAGUAGCCUCCGUUAUGCAGGAAUACACACAGUCUGGGUAAAUCUUAUUACUUUGAUAUUUUAUAAAAGUAAGUGAUGUUUGAUAUUGCAGACACCAGGAUAUGCUGUUGAUCUGGGUAACACACAUAAUUACGCAGAAAUUACAGAAAAUGUAUACAGCACAUAACCUCCAAUAAAUAUCUGUGUGUGCAUGUAAUAUAAUUCUAACCUCUGGGAAAGUACCCCUAUUGACUCCCCAGUUUUCUAUUCUGUGCAAAGAGAAAAGUAUUGUAAGGUAUUCUUGGACUCCCAGAAACGUGACCGAUAUCACCACCCUUCUCGGAGAGACAAUAUUAAUAACGCCAACAAAUUCCGUAGCGCUUUACAUUGGGUGGAUGCACCAGAUUCUAUCUGUUAUGGAGAAGCUGUCAUGCUGGAGAUGAAUCGAGGAUUAAUAAAACCGCUCAUAAAGCAAACAAGUCUAUCAAAAUAUUAUCUUUAUGACAAGUUUUGUAUUUACUUGUUUAGCAGCUGUUAUCUGCUCCUGAACGUGUCAUGACGGGUUUACUUUAAGUAAUAUACAAAUGACAAAAAGUAUAAUUGAAUUUUAGUCCAGUUUAGUUUUUUUGGCUGCUGGUAGUAUAAAUUAUAUUUAAAGUAUCUGAGCAUCCUGAAGAUUCUCACUAGUGAGUGAAAAAGUACAUUUCCUAGGUAUUUCUUUUUUUGUUUUUUUUUUCUCCUUCUGUAUACUUGUUUUGUUUUACUACUUGCAGAAUCUUUUGAAUGAUGUCUUUAAAAACAUGCCCUGAGUUAGUUACAUUUGUUUUUGCAUAAAGGAAUUAAUUCCUUGUUAAAUGAGCUGGUCUGUUUGUUUCCUCAGUGGUGUGCGUCCAUUUGGAGUCUCAUUAUUAAUCGCAGGCUGGGAUGAAGGACGGCCAUAUUUGUUUCAGUCUGAUCCAUCUGUAAGUAAGAUUGUGUGCUUUUCGUUUUGGGCUUUAAUGAUUUUUAUUGUUGCAGUGCGUUCUAAGUUGCAUUUACAUAUUUGAAAAUGGUCUCUAUGAAUAUAUCACACUCUACAAUUACAUGGCCAACACUGCAGUGCGUCGUCAUCAAUAUAAAUUACAUUAUGAAAACUAGGAUUGUGGGCAGAUAGUUAUAAAUAUUAAGCUAAAGUACUAUGAGUGGAACAAUAAUUGAAAACUCUUAAUCGUGAAGAUCACUUAUGUAUUGCACGUUCUACUUUAUUGCUCUCUCUAUGCUUAUGGUAGUGAGGAAAGUGAUGAACUUACACCUCUUAGUUUGACACUAAUGAAAAGUACAUUAACCCCUUAAGGACACGUGACAUGUCAUGAUUCCCUUUUAUUCCAGAAGUUUGGUCCUUAAGGGGUUAAAAGCAUGUUUCAUGAAUUUAGGUGAGUGCAUAGAAUUUAGGAGAGAGCCAGCAUUUUAUCCCAUUUUUAUCCCUAUCAAAUUUCGUUAUACGUGACUGCUUUUAAACAUCUCAGAAGAAAUGUAAUUAUGUUGUGCCCUUUGCUUAUUUAUACUGCUUUAGAAAUAUUGGGCAGCUUACAUUUUGUGCAGAACUGAUUUCUAAUAAUCAUUGUUUGGCAUUUUGUUUUUUGUAAACAUGGUGUAUUUUUUUUCUCUUAAGGGAGCCUAUUUUGCCUGGAAAGCAACAGCAAUGGGAAAAAAUUAUGUAAAUGGAAAAACGUUCCUGGAAAAAAGGUACACAGAAUAGUUCAUAGGUAGCUUAAAACACAUCAUGUUUAGCUGUAACUUCAAAAUCACGAUUGUCUGUGAUUUUGGUGGUGUGUUUUUUUUUUUUUUUUUUCAAAAAGCUGAAUAUGGCGGACCAUUUUUUAAUUAAUAAAUGUUUUUAUUUUUUUUUUAAACUCCUGACUUUUUUAUGGUUUUGAAUAUUUGUUGUUCUUAGGUUAGCUAAACUCAUAUUGGGACUGUAUAUCAUUACAUUUCUAUUUAGUACAAACUAAGCUAAUGUUGCUGUAAUUUUACUUUUAGAUACAAUGAGAAUUUGGAGCUUGAGGAUGCUAUUCACACUGCAAUCUUAACACUCAAGGUAUUUAUCAAACUCAGCAACUGGAUUAAAAAAGUAUUGAUCAUAUUAAUAUUUAUAAUAACACAUAUUUCUGCAUCUUAACAGGAAAGCUUUGAAGGGCAAAUGACAGAAGACAAUAUUGAAGUUGGCAUUUGUAAUGAAGCUGGGUUUAAAAGGCUUACCCCUGCUGAAGUGAAGGAUUACUUGGCAGCUAUAGCAUAAGUGAUCCGACAGUGGGAGUACGGUUGAUGUAGUUUUUUUUUGUUUGUUUUCUGCCACUAAAGGAUUCAAAAUGUUUUCUUUGCAGGUUUUUUUGCAUACUUUCUUAUUUCUACCUGUUUGACAGAUCUUUUUAAAAUGACAUGGGUCGAGUCACAUUAAACAAUACAAAUUAGAAUUUUGUCACUUUAUUUUUUUUGUUUGACUUAUCUACACUAUAUUUCAUUCUUUUGAAUAACAUAGGGCGAUUCAGUCCUCAAACAACGUCAGCAG